GCUCCUUUGUUUCUGUUCUAGGUUUCUAGCACGGGAUCAUCCACCGAUCGCAUCACGCCAGCCACAGGCCCGCUGCCAUGUCGAAGUUAAAGAGCUCUGAGUCGGUGAGGGUGGUGGUGCGGUGCCGGCCGAUGAACAGCAAAGAGAAGACGGCUUCGUAUGAAAAAGUUGUUAACGUGGAUGUCAAGUUAGGGCAGGUCUCGGUGAAGAAUCCGCGGGGAACAUCUCAUGAACUGCCUAAAACUUUCACCUUCGAUGCUGUGUAUGACUGGAAUUCCAAGCAGGUUGAACUCUACGAUGAGACCUUCAGGCCUCUCGUGGACUCUGUCCUGCAAGGAUUUAACGGGACAAUCUUUGCGUAUGGGCAGACUGGGACAGGGAAAACAUACACGAUGGAAGGGGUGCGUGGCGAUCCUGAAAAACGAGGGGUCAUCCCCAACUCCUUCGAUCACAUCUUCACCCACAUCUCUAGAUCUCAGAAUCAGCAAUACCUAGUUAGAGCUUCUUAUCUGGAAAUCUACCAGGAAGAAAUCAGAGACUUGUUAUCAAAGGAUCAGUCCAAGCGGCUGGAGUUAAAGGAGAGACCAGACACUGGUGUCUAUGUCAAGGAUUUGUCCUCCUUUGUCACGAAAAGCGUCAAAGAGAUAGAGCACGUCAUGAACGUGGGAAACCAGAAUCGCUCCGUUGGUGCCACCAACAUGAACGAACACAGCUCUCGGUCUCAUGCCAUUUUUGUGAUCACUAUCGAAUGCAGCGAGUUAGGACUCGACGGAGAGAAUCACAUCCGUGUUGGGAAACUCAACCUGGUGGACCUUGCGGGCAGCGAGCGACAAGCCAAGACUGGAGCGCAGGGGGAAAGGUUAAAGGAGGCCACUAAAAUCAAUCUCUCUCUUUCGGCUUUGGGCAACGUUAUCUCUGCCCUCGUAGAUGGCAAAAGCACACAUAUUCCGUACCGGGACUCAAAGCUGACCAGGUUACUUCAAGACUCAUUAGGUGGCAAUGCCAAAACUGUGAUGGUGGCCAACAUAGGCCCUGCCUCUUACAACGUAGAGGAGACUCUGACAACGCUGAGAUACGCCAAUCGUGCCAAAAACAUCAAGAACAAGCCGCGAGUGAAUGAGGAUCCUAAGGAUGCUCUGCUACGAGAAUUCCAGGAAGAGAUCGCUCGGCUCAAGGCCCAGCUGGAAAAACGGUCUAUUGGCAAAAGAAAGAGGAGGGAAAGGAGGAGAGAUGGUGGGGAAGAGGAGGAGGACACUGAAGAGGGUGAGGAUGAAGGAGAUGACAAAGAUGACUAUUGGAGGGAGCAACAAGAAAAGCUGGAGAUUGAGAAGAAAGCUAUAGUUGAGGAUCACAGCUUGGUAGCAGAAGAAAAGAUGAGACUGCUGAAAGAGAAGGAGAAGAAAAUGGAGGACCUGAGGCGAGAGAAGGAAGCAACAGAAAUGCUGAGUGCUAAAAUCAAGGCAAUGGAAAGCAAGCUUCUGGUGGGAGGGAAAAAUAUUGUGGAUCACACAAACGAACAGCAGAAGAUCCUGGAGCAGAAACGACAGGAAAUUGCAGAACAGAAACGUCGGGAGCGGGAGAUCCAGCAACAGAUGGAAAGUCGGGAUGAGGAGACACUAGAGCUGAAGGAGACCUACAGCUCUCUUCAGCAAGAGGUGGACAUAAAGACCAAAAAGCUCAAAAAGUUAUUUUCCAAGCUGCAAGCCGUGAAGGCAGAGAUCCAUGAUCUCCAGGAAGAGCACAUCAAGGAGCGCCAGGAACUGGAGCAGACCCAGAAUGAACUUACCAGGGAGCUCAAGCUAAAGCACCUGAUUAUUGAAAAUUUUAUUCCUUUGGAAGAAAAGAAUAAGAUCAUGAACAGAUCAUUCUUUGAUGAAGAGGAAGACCAGUGGAAGCUGCAUCCCAUAACCCGUCUGGAUAACCAGCAGAUGAUGAAGAGGCCGGUCUCUGCUGUGGGAUACAAAAGGCCGCUGAGCCAACACGCCAGGACGUCCAUGAUGAUUCGUCCAGAGGCCCGGUACAGGGCAGAGAACAUCGUGUUACUGGAGCUUGACAUGCCCAGCCGGACGACGAGAGACUACGAAGGUCCAGCCAUUGCUCCCAAAGUUCAGGCGGCUCUAGAAGCGGCUCUGCAGGAUGAGGAUGAGAUACAGGUGGACGCUUCAACCUUCGAGAGCACUGCAAAUAAAAAAUCAAAACCCAGGCCCAAAACUGGAAGAAAAUCAGGGGGACCCUCAUCAGCAGGCACCCAUAGUUCUCAGCUCUACCCACAGUCCCGAGGGCUGGUUCCAAAGUAAAACCAGCAGAUCCUCUCCAGAGCGCCAACAGCCUUUGCCUUCUGAGAGCAGAGACAAGUAGAAACCUGCAGAGAGCUCCCGGCCAGCCUCCAGCCCCUCUCCCCUGGAGAUGGCCUCUUUGCUCUUUAACUGACUUGUGCCAGUCCAGGUGCACUGAGCCACGGGAAGAUAACGUGCUUGCGAUUCAGCAUUUGGCCUCUGUGGGAAACAGAUUUUAGUUAGGGAAUCAGAAAUGCAUGAGGUACGUUCAAGUGUGUUAGAAGCAAUGGGAAGCAUGGGGAUCACCUCACAGCACCACCGCCUCUCUUUCUGCACUCGCCCUUCUGCUGCACUGAGCUUUUUUUUGCUGUUGGGCAAUAAAAAGACAGAGUUGAAAGUCAUCUCAACAGAACCACCGCUCCAGAGCUCCAUAGUGAGGACCAAAUGAGGGGAAAAAGCAGAGGAUCUGUCCAAACUUGACUAGGUGCAUAGUUUUUCCUCUUCCUGCUUGAGAAACCGGCGGCAUCGUUUGGGGUCAGGCAGCUGGUGUGACCGGGCAGGACGGCAGCAUGGCCCCACCGCCCGGGAGCUGGGCUCCCUUUGCAGCGGGAGGACAGAAAAGGGGCCUCGAAAGCAACUCUGCGCUCCCGAGAAAGGAGGAGGUGUAGGAACUGAAGUCCCUUCCUUGUUUACAGGCCUAAGUAAGAGCUCCUCUAACCUGACCUCCUGCAGACCUCACCCCCACCACCGGGAACCACCUUCUCAAGGAUCCGGCCCGUGCCCCCACGCCAGCUCCGCAGCUUGCUGCCUCCCUCCUGCCUCCGCCUCUGGCCUUUGGCAGCAGCGGCCGUCGGAAGCCCUUUGCUGCGGGGUGCUGGACGGCCGUUUCCUCCCGUCUCCCGCUGCUCCCGGGAGACGCCGGCUCCUGGCAGGCUGCCCCGGGGCUGCCGGGGGCGCGCGCUUCCGUCCCUUCCCGUGGUGUCUGAGGAGGUUCAGCGUUCCGUACCUACGCUGGCGGUUUUCCCAGCCCCCGCAGAGCCCGCUGGGAGUGGAAGCACAUGGAACCGAGCCUGGGUAACGGAACUGGUUGGUAAUUCCAGGGGUUUUAUUUUGAAAACAAGGGAGGAAGAACUCCUGCUUUUUGACGGUCUCUUUGCAAAGCUGCCCUAGGACUGAGGCUCCGGUAACGCCGCGGGCUCCCGUGGCAGGGCAGGGGGAGGUGGAACUGCCACGCUAAGGACAGAGUAAGGUGUCCCUGUCUAGUGUCUCACAGCCCAAUCGUAAGUUUUAGUUCACUGUAUAUCGAGACGUGGGAUGUUACUUUUUCUGGUUGCCGUUGGCUGUCAUCCUGUGAAUGUUUUUACCUAUUUCCUCUCCCUCACUGACGACUUCCUCCAGACUGACAUGUGUGAGUGUCUGAGGACUUGCCUGGUUUUAGAAAUGCUCUGAGGUGUGGACUCUGCCCUGUGAAGUGUCCGCUGAGUGACCUCACCCAGGCCCCAGAGCUCCGUCCUCUUCAGCCCCCACGCGCAGCUCACCCCGGCAUCCUGCGGGCACGGUGCCCCGGUGAGCCGCCUGCCCCCUGGGCCCGCUGAAACGCCAGCUCGGCUGCUUGGAUCCGUGGAGUGCUCCUCUGGACCACAAGAGUAAUAUAUAUAUACACACAUACAUGCAUAUAUACAUAUAUAUGUAUUAGUUUUGGUGGAGGAAAGAGGAGUUCGCUUGUAAUUGAGAAAGCAGGCAUCUGACAACUUCCUUCCAACCUGAACAUGGAAACCUGGCAUCAUCUUCCUUUUUACAAAGCACUGUUUUUGUACAGGGAGCCUUUUAAUUGGCUCUUGUUGCAUAUUCUAACGUCACCUUCUCUUCCCUCUCCUUCCUCUUUCUCUCUAGCACAUAAUCUUCUGUAUUUGGACAUUUUAAAAGAUGAUUGUGUGGUGUAAGUGCUCAGAGAACUGAAAUGAAACAAGGGGAGGGGGUCUAAAAUCUGAAAUAGCAACAAGAUACGUAACCACGUCUGUGUACAUACCUACGUUACACGUAUGUUUUCUGUGAAUAAGGCAUACACAGACCCCUCUGUGUCUGCACAUACGCACACUCUUCCCUGGCCGCUGCUGUUCCGUAGGGAAUUCUCUGUUAAACUCGUGUGCUGGAAACUUCCCCCUGUGGCAGGACUGGUACAGUGGAAAUGGCCACACAAACCCCGACUGUUCUCGUCUUAGUGUUGAUAAGCUAGCUGGUUAAUAUGUCAGAAAGGCUCUGCUUUUAAUUCUGUAGAAAUUCAUUAGCAAGGUGAAAGAAAUUCGGUAGGGUGGAAAAAGAAUAAAACUGCAUAUUUAGUCAUUGUAUUUAAAUUGGAGCUGUGGUUGGAGAUUUGGUUAGUGCGUUGAGGAGCAAUCGCGGAUUGUUACUGUUGGAGUCUCAUUCCAAUGGACUUACCCUCGACCAGAUACUCAGUGGCACUGAUAUUAAGAUAAAAUACAUUGUCUUAAGCUGUACAAAACGUACUGAGCUCUGGGUUGAAAUUUUUAAGAAACAUUCCUGCCGAGUUUGCCCCUCUCUGGUGUUACCUGAACCAUCUGGGCUUCCUGCAGGUGAAUGGCCAAAGGAAAUCCAGCCGGCUCCUGAAGAGGCCCUCGGACAGCGCGCGCCCUCGUAGUUUCUUCGUGGCAAUGUUUAACAUCCUUCUCAUCUCUGCUCUGAUCUGUAUAAUGGCAUCUUUUUUUAAAAAAAAUGACGUGGAGCAGAAGUCGGCCCUUGGCUCUGGGAGCAAGCACUGCCUGACACCCCUGGGGCAGAGGAAUUAAAGCACUUUCUGAAAAUCCUUAACAUAGGUCUGGCGCCUUUUUAAAAUUAUUUGCAUGCUGCUUGAAUCUUCUAAACCCCAUCCCCCCUCUGUCACAGCAUCUCGGGCCACACUGAUGCAUUAUAGAGAUCAGACUCGUGUCGAGUGUCCUCGUGGGUGGUGUAAGCCUGCCUUCCCUCAACAGGGUGCUUGCCAGGUGCCGGCGCGACACCUGCAAACUGGGAUCUGUCCUGCAAACUGGGAUCUGGUUAACACGUGCCAGGCUGUUACCGCUCCCGUGUGUCUGUUUCCGCUGCAUUAAAACACGAAUUGGAAAAGUUAACCUGCCAAAGCCAUAAUCGGAUGCGGAGAUGGAAAUGAAAUAACGCUGGUCCUGUCUGCGCUGCACCAUGCAGGGGGAGUUUAAGCUCUCUGGGGUCCAGGCACUUCCUACCCCCUUCAGGCCCCUCUGGUUUUGAGGCAAAGCGCCCAGGCGCUCCCUGCAGGCACUGCGACCGCGGGAGAACUCGCAGCUCCCCUGGAGGUUCACCCAUCUCCACCUUCUCCUAGGUGAUCUGUAGACAAAGAACCUGUCAAUAGUUCUGUCCAUAGUUUUACAGCUUAUAUUUAUUUGUAUCAUUUCUUUUGUCUAGGAAUGUAAAGUGAUCCUAAAAUACGACGUGUAAUAAAGUCAAUGAGAUUUAUUGCAUCUAU
Molecule: messenger RNA, 5775 nt
Organism: Athene cunicularia (burrowing owl)
Lineage: Eukaryota; Metazoa; Chordata; Aves; Strigiformes; Strigidae
Gene: KIF3B
Product: kinesin family member 3B
Exons: 8
Coding region: 78-2297 (739 amino acids)
Biological process (GO): microtubule-based movement
Molecular function (GO): microtubule motor activity; ATP binding; microtubule binding
Source: RefSeq, a predicted model, not a curated record